Molecule: messenger RNA, 3178 nt
Organism: Scophthalmus maximus (turbot)
Lineage: Eukaryota; Metazoa; Chordata; Actinopteri; Pleuronectiformes; Scophthalmidae
Product: cadherin-12-like
Exons: 12
Coding region: 535-2952 (805 amino acids)
Biological process (GO): multicellular organism development; cell-cell junction assembly; homophilic cell-cell adhesion
Cellular component (GO): plasma membrane; adherens junction; catenin complex
Molecular function (GO): calcium ion binding; cadherin binding
Source: RefSeq, a predicted model, not a curated record
CACACACACACACACUUCUCUCCUCUCCUCUCACUUCCUCGUGCUCUCCCUCUCUUUCCCUCUCAGUCGUCGUUCUGCAUCCGCGCGGACACACACUCCCACUUUGCCGCGUAUUCUCCAGCUCUUCCGAAGCCGCCGUCUCCGUCUCCGUUUCAGCGUGGGGUCAAACUGUGCACAGACAGCCGGAUAAUGAAAGAGAGGCACCAGAGAGGAAAGCAGGGUGAGAGAGGGAAUUAAAAGAGAGAGGAGUGAAAGCAGCGAAAGGAGAGAGUCCGAUUCUCUCUCCACGUAUGCGCGUAAAAGGUGGGAGGACAGUUUGAUCCAGGGAACGUUUGGAUGUAAAGUGGCUGCGUCUCUGCUCCGAAGUGUCCCGCUGAAGGUGAUGAGCUCCAUGAAUCUGUGAGUGGGACCCAGACAGACCCCUCCACCUCCACCUCCACCCGCUCCCCAUUACGACCUCCACAAGUCGAUUCAGCGUGGCUCAGCUCUCGUCACUGGACUUCAACUUGGGGACCUGAACCUCACAGAUCGCCAAUGCUGACAAGGAACUGCCUGCUGCUGUUCCUGUGGAUUCUCGUCAACGCAGGCUCAGUGUUGUCGUCGUUACGUCCACCCGCCGCGCCGCCGGGACGGAGCAGGACGGGGAGGGAGCACGCCAGGAGCUUGGUGGGCCCGAUGAGGAAUGGGGCGGCUGGCUUUCAGCGGGUCAAAAGGGGCUGGGUGUGGAACCAGUUCUUCGUGCUGGAGGAAUACAUGGGGUCAGACCCGCAGUACGUGGGCAAGCUGCACACCGACCUUGAUAGGGGGGACAGCGCGGUGAAGUACACUCUCUCCGGUGAAGGGGCUGGCUCCAUUUUCACAAUUGACCAAACGACGGGGGACAUCCACGCCUUAAGGAGCCUGGACAGGGAGGAGAAGCCUUACUACACCCUGCGCGCCCAGGCCGUCGACGGCAACAACAACAGGCCCCUGGAGCCGGAAUCUGAAUUUGUAAUCAAGGUCCAAGACAUCAACGACAACGAGCCAAAGUUCCUGGAGGGACCGUACACGGCCAGCGUCCCCGAGAUGUCACCAGUAGGGACGUAUGUGACGCAAGUGACAGCCACAGAUGCGGACGACCCGACUUACGGAAACAGUGCCAGGGUGGUGUACAGCAUCCUCCACGGGCAGCCCUACUUCUCCGUCGACCCCAAAACAGGGGUUAUAAAGACAGCCUUGCCCAAUAUGGACAGAGAGGUGAAGGAACAGUACCAGGUGUUAAUCCAGGCCAAGGACAUGGGGGGCCAGCUGGGGGGGCUGGCCGGGACCGCCACCGUCAACAUCACCCUCAGCGACGUCAACGACAACCCGCCCAGGUUCUCCAAAAGUUUCUUUCACCUGAGAGUUCCCGAGUCUUCUGCAGUGGGCUCGGCCGUGGGGAGGAUCAAGGCCCACGACUUGGACAUCGGGAAGAAUGCCGAAGUGGAGUACACCAUUGUGCCAGGCGAUGGAGGAGCCAUGUUCGACAUCACCACCAGCAGCCACAACCAGGAGGGCAUCAUCAUUCUCAAAAGGCCGCUGGACUACGAAACCAAGAAGGCGUACACCUUUAAAGUAGACGCCUCCAACGCUCAUCUGGAUCCGCGGUUCCAGAGCUUCGGGGCCUUCAAAGACACGGCGACGGUGAAGAUUAACGUUCUGGAUGUGGAUGAGCCGCCGGUGUUCAAUAAGCCUUUGUAUGUGAUGGAUGUGUACGAAGACACGCCCGCGGGCACCAUCAUCGGAGCGGUGACGGCGCAGGAUUUGGACGCCAGCAGCAGUCCAGUCAGGUAUUCCAUCGACUGGAAGAGCGACAUGGACAGCUACUUCGACAUCGACCCGGUGGAGGGAACGAUUUCCACCAACGAACUCCUCGACCGGGAGAACAUCGCCCAGCACAAUGUGUCCGUCGUGGCGACCAAACUCAAUAGUCCAGUUCUGACCAGCCGGGUGGCCGUCACCGUCCACGUGUUGGACAUCAACGAGUUCCCGCCGGAGCUCUCCAAUCCCUACGAGACCUUUGUUUGUGAGAAUUCUAAAAUAGGACAGGUGAUUCAAACCUUCGGUGCAAAAGACCAGGACCUACCGACCUCUGGACAACAGUUCUCCUUCAAAUCGCCAAAGGAGGAUUUGAAAAACAACAAGAACUUCACCAUCCGGGAUUUUGGAAAUAACACGGCUGGAAUCGUAACAAGGCGGAGUGGCUUUAGACGGCGUGUACAGGAGAUCUUUCUGCUUCCCGUGGUGAUUGAAGAUAAUGGCUACCCGCCCAAGAGCAGCACAGGCACCCUGACCAUCCGCGUGUGCGGCUGCGAAUCAGACGGCUCCCUGUUAACCUGCAGCGCGGAGGCCAUCUUCCUCCCCGUGGGCCUCAGCACCGGCGCCCUGAUUGCCAUCCUCCUGUGUAUCAUCAUCUUGUUAGUUAUCGUGGUCCUCUACGUGGGCCUGAGGCGUCAGAAGAAAAAGGAAACCCUCAUGUCGUCCAAGGAGGACAUCCGCGACAACGUCAUCCACUACGACGACGAAGGCGGCGGCGAGGAGGACACGCACGCCUUCGACAUGGGCACGCUUCGCAAUCCCAAGGUCGUCAAAGAGAACCUGUACCGCCGGGACGUGAAGCCCGAGCUGAAGAGGGAUCCCCGGCCGGCCGUGUCGCAGGACAGCGCCGACCUCCGCGACUUCAUCAACCAGCGUCUGACGGAGCACGACACGGACAAGUCGGCGCCCCCCUACGACUCGCUGGCCACGUACGCCUACGAGGGCGACGGCUCGGUGGCCGAGUCGCUCAGCUCCAUCGAGUCGCUCGCCGUCGACCUCGAGGAGGACUACGAUUACCUCAACGACUGGGGGCCCCGCUUUAAGACGUUGGCGGGGAUAUUUGGGGAGCAGUCGGACACUCAGUCGAACUCAACCACCACAGAGAACACCCACUGAUGUCGACCCACAGACUCCAAAAAAAAAAGAGGCAAAUAUGUAACGAUGUUCUUUCGGCCGACUUCACGCGACGUUUCGGCUCAUUGUUUUCCUCCCGUGUUGUUCGUUCUCAUGUUUUUUCCAGCUCACUGUUCUUAUGUUUGUUUAUGUACUUCAACAAAGUUCAGUCCCAAAAUUGUAAAAAAAAAAAAAGAAAGAAAAAGAAUAAAAGAAAAACGAGGGAAAC